Molecule: messenger RNA, 1658 nt
Organism: Talaromyces stipitatus ATCC 10500
Lineage: Eukaryota; Fungi; Ascomycota; Eurotiomycetes; Eurotiales; Trichocomaceae
Exons: 2
Coding region: 15-1658 (547 amino acids)
Cellular component (GO): cytoplasm
Molecular function (GO): oxidoreductase activity
Source: RefSeq, a predicted model, not a curated record
UCAAUGCAGCUACAAUGGGCUGUAUUCUCUCUCGUGUUCGUACCAUCUAUUUUAGCGUGCGCAUCUUACUCGGCAUCAUGGAAGAAGUAAGAGCCGAUCUCAAUGCGGCUCGGAUCCGCAUUUUGCGUCCGUCAUGGCCUAUCCCCAAUCCCAGUAUUUCCUUCUGGCAGCAAAACCCCAUUUACCCAGAACUAGUGAACGCUCAAUCGGCAACACUCCCUGAAUCGGCUGAUGUUGUCAUUAUUGGUUCCGGGAUCUCUGGCGCCAGCAUUGCUCAUACUAUUCUUACAUCACCUCGCUCGGAGAAAGAUGUUAGGGUGGUCGUGCUCGAAGCCAGAGAAAUUUGCAGCGGCGCAACGGGGAGGAACGGGGGCCAUAUCAAGUUUCCCCCAUAUGCCGUCUAUGCCGGAUAUAGAGGGAGAUUUGGGGUUGAGAGAGCAAAGAAGCUCCUCGCAUUCGAACGAAGGGCACUUCCGCUACUGGUUGACUUUGCGCAAAAAAAAAGAUUCACACACGCGGAAGUCCGAGAGGUAGAAACUAUCGACAUAUUCACCGAUGAGGCCAUGUGGAAGAAGGCGAAGGACAUGGUACACUUAUUACGGCAAGAUCUGCCUCACGUUGCGGAAGGCGUGGAGAUCCAUGAAGCGGAUGCUGGAUGCAAGAAGUUCGGAGUCAGUAAAGAACACUGCUUUGGUAUUAUAUCGUACCAAGCAGGGGCUCUUUGGCCGUACCGACUGGUCACUUCAAUUUAUGCAACCCUCUUGUCUACGUUCACGUCAACAUUCUCGGUUGAAACUAAGACCCCUGCCUUGGAAGUCAGGACCCAAAAUGAUAAGGAAAAACCAUUUCUAGUCUGCACUUCCCGAGGAGAAAUCGCAGCCAGACAUGUUGUACAUGCCACAGACGCGUUUGCCCCGACUUUGGUUCCUGGUAUCAGGGGAAAACUCUUCCCUAUCCGAGGACAUAUGACCGCCCAAAGGCCAGGCCAUAGGUUCCCGGACCAUGGUGGCUCACGGUCGUGGUCUAUCAUAAGUCGGAAAGGAUAUGAAUACAUCUCGCAACGCCCGGGCAAACCGUACCGUUCCGUCCCGGAAAUGGGCGGAGAGCUCAUGGUUGGCGGCGGCGCGGUUCAAUCCCCUGGAAGGGGCAUUGAUGAAUGUGGAGUCUGGCGCGAUGAUCAGAGUUGCAGUACCAUUGGUGCGUACUUGGAGGGUAUAUUACCUACCAUAUUUGGAAAAGACCACUGGGGUGAUGACGUCGACGGUUCUCGCACCAAACAAGCGUGGGUUGGUUGCAUGGGAUUUACGGCAGACGCUUUACCAUAUGUCGGGAAGCUGGAACCUGCGUUAACGGGGCGAGACGUCGACAGACUUGGUUGGACCUCUGAUAGCGAUCAUGGUGGUGACGGAAACGAAAGGAUCCGGCGGCCACCUCCCGCCGAAUGGAUAUGUGCCGGAUUUGGUGGAGAAGGAAUGGUGCUAGCGUGGCUGUCGGGUGCUGCAGUCGCACUGAUGAUACUAGGCGUCGAGGAUGAACAUUUCCAAGCUUCUCCCGGUCUUCCGGAGGGCAAAUUGAUGGACUGGCUGCCUGAGGAGUUCAUUUGCUUGAAAUCUCGAGUCGAUAGGUCCGAUGUCGUUGGCCUUUUUGAACUGCUCUAG